Molecule: messenger RNA, 1411 nt
Organism: Momordica charantia (bitter melon)
Lineage: Eukaryota; Viridiplantae; Streptophyta; Magnoliopsida; Cucurbitales; Cucurbitaceae
Source: RefSeq, a predicted model, not a curated record
GUUUUAACUUCUCUCUCUAUAUUAUCUUUAAUUAAUUAUUUUGGUUUGGCAAAUGGCUAUACUGCACUGUACCUGUACGCGGUUUCAGUUUAUUUUUAGGAGUUAGGCCGACAAAGUAGGCCACAAUGUCAUUUUACAUGUUCCACGAAAAAAAAAACUCCAAUAUUCAUCAUGUUUUACUUUGAUAAUUCAAAGGGACUCAUACUGUAUAUAUGUAUGCUUUUAGCUUAUCACUGACACUAAGAGCAGAUAAAUUGAAGUCCUCUAGAAAUAAGCCCAACCCUUCUCUCCCUCUCCCUCUAACUGUCUAUCCCCUUCACAAUCUCCCAUGUGCUCCUAAUUUCCACUGCCUCUGCCCCCAUCUCUUUCUUUUCAGCUUUGUACAAAAGAAAACACACAUAAUGGCCUUGCAUGAUCACCGACUUGAUUACAAAGAUGAUCAUAUGGAUGAUGGAUGUGAUGAUGAUGAAGUUGUCAACUUGUGUAGGCUAUCCGUUUGUACCAGCAGUUGUAUGUAUGGUGACAAUAGUGCCGAGCUGUAUGAAAAUGGGAUUGGAUGUGGCAGCAUGUCUCAAAUGUCCAUAGAAAGUUUUGAAGGUGACGCGGAUGACGAGGAGUUGUCCAAUGAAGAGAAAAAUUACUCUGAAUCCGGUUUUUACUCACUACCGGCUACACCUCCACGGAUUCAGAGAAAGAGUGGUAAUAAAGAUUGCAUGAGCGAAAAUGAAGCUAAAAAGUGUACGAGGGACGUGAGGAAAAGGAGAAGAAGGAGAAUGGAAGGAGCCGAAAAUUGCAAGUCGGGGGGAAUGGGAAUUAAGAUGGGUUAUAGUGAGAGGCAGAGCGGUGGAGUAAUGUUGAUAGCAAGGCCCAAGGGUGGGAGGAGAUCGAUGUGCAUGCACUUGGAGGAAGUGAAAGCAUGCAGAGAUCUUGGGUUUGAGCUGGAGAUGCCCUCUCGUAUUUCCAUCUCACCUGCUUCAGCACUCGAUAUCAAUAAUGGUGGAAAUUCCCACAUCUCUAGCCCUGGGGAUGAUCCACAGCACGUUAAGGCUCGGCUCAAGAGAUGGGCGCAAGCGGUGGCUCUUGCUUCUACGCCUCGCCCCACCAUCUACUAACCGAUUGCCUCCUCUGCUAAAUCUUCACAACUUUAUGGGUUUUCACAACAGGAAGAAUAUUUUCAAGCUUCCUUCCCUACCUAUUUUCUUCUUUUCAACGGAUUUUUGGUUGUUCACUGAUAUAUAGAUGAGCUUUCUUGUAAAUAUGUGGUGUAAAGUAGAGGCAUUGAUGCAAUUCCAAAAGCCACUGACUUUCCUGGUUUGAUUAGGAACAGUUCCCGUUUUACGCGGUGUAUGCAAUUUGUUUCGACUUAUUAUGGAGUAAACAAUAGUCCAAAAUCAGAUUUUGUUUUAGUUUC